This is a messenger RNA of Penicillium daleae, 789 nucleotides long. Its product is annotated as complex I 24 kDa subunit family protein. Gene Ontology annotation, molecular function: NADH dehydrogenase activity. The coding region runs from base 1 to 789 and encodes 262 amino acids. Lineage: Eukaryota; Fungi; Ascomycota; Eurotiomycetes; Eurotiales; Aspergillaceae. The record is from RefSeq and is a predicted model, not a curated record. The transcript is spliced from 3 exons.
AUGGCCUCAAAACUCCUUCCCCGGGCCAGCCGCCUGCUGCGCCCUAUCUCAACUCCUCAAUACAGAUCCUUUUCCGCCGCCCCGCAACGGCUGAGCGACUCGCUCAUGGUGCACCGCAAUAAGCCUGACAACAACCCGACCCUCCCGUUCAAGUUCACCGAGCAGAACCUCAAGGUCGUCGAUGAGAUCCUCAAGCGCUACCCUCCCCAGUACAAGAAGGGUGCCGUCAUGCCCCUGCUGGACCUCGGCCAGCGCCAGCACGGCUACACCAGCAUCAGCGUCAUGAACGAGGUCGCCCGCAUGCUGGAGAUGCCCCCCAUGCGCGUCUACGAAGUCGCAACCUUCUACACCAUGUACAACCGCGAGCCCGUCGGCAAGUACUUUGUGCAGAUCUGCACCACCACCCCCUGCCAACUCGGCGGCUGCGGCUCCGACGCCAUCGUGAAGGCCAUCAACGAGCACCUCGGCAUCACGCCCGGCCAUACCACCGAGGACGGCAUCUUCACCUAUAUCGAGGUCGAGUGCCUGGGCGCCUGCGUCAACGCCCCCAUGGUCCAAAUCAACGAUGACUACUACGAGGACCUGACCCCAGAGUCCAUCAAGACCCUCCUCACCGCACUCAAGGAGUCAGCCACCACUGGGGCCCCCGCGCCCACCCCAGGCCCGCUGAGCGGGCGCAGCACCUGCGAGAACAGCGCGGGCCUGACUAACCUCCGCGAGGUGCCGGAGUGGAGUCCCGAGUUGUUGAUGCGCAAGGACGGUGCGCUGGACGGUGAGGCUAAGCAAUAA